Triticum urartu is the source of this 1829-nucleotide messenger RNA. NCBI's taxonomy places the organism in Eukaryota, Viridiplantae, Streptophyta, Magnoliopsida, Poales, Poaceae. The record is from RefSeq and is a predicted model, not a curated record.
AUGGCGGAUGGUUCGUUCCAGAAUCAUCCUGCGGUGGGUUUCCUGAUGAUGCGCCAACUCGCUCUCCCCUUUCGGUUUUCAUCUGCGCUCUGGGCGUUUUAUCUCAUUAUGUUAGGUGUGGUGGUUGUACUGCUAAGACAGAUUUGGAUACAAACUGCUGUAUUUCCGUUAAUUGAAAAAUUAAUGGAAAGGGGUGAGAGCCCGGUUGGAAAAAAAUAUAUGUUUCCUCUUUUGCAAGUAUUGAUUAUAAAGGAGUGCCCUAAACUGUUGCAGUUGCCAUUUGCAAGCCAGAUUGUUUACCCAUCAGAUCAAGACAGGAAUAGUGAUUGGUUUCCCAAACUGCAAGUGCUUCAGAUAGAGAAGUGUCCACAACUGUUGUUAGUGGCUCAUAUCCCAUGGACUGAAACUCUGCGUAUUGUGAGCAUAAGUGAUGUAAAGCUACUGGAAAAUCUUUACUACUCAACAAAUCCCCCCGUUGGAUGCAUGUUGAAUAUUACUGGAAAGGAUGAUUUGCAGAGCUUAGAUGAGGUGGUAGCAUUCAACAAGCUGGCAUGCCUUGAAAGUCUGGUACUUCACAAUGGCCCACCUCUGCAGUCAGGGCACCUUCUGCUGUUGACCUCACUGAAGAUGUUGACGGUAGAGGGUUCAGAUGGUGUGAUUGUAGAGGCUUCAGAGGGUGAUAUGGAAUGGCAGCACCCCCUUGAGCAUCUUGAGGUCCAGGGCGAGGAAUCAUAUGGGAGGGAAUUGACAGAGCUCCUCACCCACCUGCCAAGCCUCUCCCAAUUGGAAAUCGUAGAAUGUGAAAAGAUAACACAACUAGCAGUGGGGUUGGAUGUGCAACAAACAACAUCAGCAGCAGCAGCUACGGAGGUGGAUGAGAAAGAUGAAGAUGAUUCUGGGCUGCUACUCUUGCCUGCCCAUCUCUCUGACUCACUGCAGGUGUUGGGCAUCCACAGUUGUCCAGAGCUGGUCCUGGUGGACUCCCCUUCAAGUUUUCUUCCGGCCAGAGGAGGAGCAGGAGGAGGGCUCCAGGCCCUGCGGUCCCUCCACAAUCUACAAAUUUCAGUCUGCCCAAAGAUACUAUCCGCAAAGAGUUCUUCAUCCUGCUGCCCUUUUCCAUCCUCUCUGCGACACCUUGGUGUUCAGGGUGUGGAAGGCACGGGGACCAUGGGGCCUCUCCUUACUGCCGGGGGACAGCUCAUAGAUUUAAACAUUGUUGGCAGCCCUGGAUUCUUUGCUGGAUGUGAACAGGAGUUGCAACAGCAGCAGCUCCGGAAUAGAGGAAAAGAGCAGGAACUGCAGCAGCUUGUUUCGCCCAUGAAUGGAUGCAAACUGCAGGAGCUCUAUACGGAUGAUGCCAUGAGACUCUUAUCUGUGCCCAUCUGCAACCUCCUGUCUUCCUCCCUCAGCAUCCUGUGCUUCUCUGGCAACCAAGAGAUGGAGUGCUUUACUAAGGAACAAGAGGGUGCCCUUCACCUGCUCGUCUCCCUCCAGAAACUAAAGUUUUGCAACUUGAGCAAGCUUCAGAGCCUCCCUGCAGGGCUGCAAAAGCUCACCAACCUCAAGGAAUUAUCGGUCUACUCAUGCCCGGUUAUCCGGUCGCUACCAGAGGAUGGCCUCCCUAAAUCACUUCAAAAAUUAAAUGUCUGGAAUUGUGGCAGCGCGGAGCUAAAACAGCAGUGUGAGGAGUUAGUGGGAACCUUCCCAAAAAUAAUCCUGCAACUGCAAGACUUAUAAAAGGUCUCUGCCUUGGAGUUCCCGUGUACAUUCUUCUAGCCUUGUACACUUGUCACAUAGAUGAAGGUCUUGUGGCCAGCUUCUUGUACAUA